Messenger RNA from Coregonus clupeaformis (lake whitefish), 2076 nucleotides. Its product is annotated as filamin-binding LIM protein 1. The transcript is spliced from 9 exons. The record is from RefSeq and is a predicted model, not a curated record. Lineage: Eukaryota; Metazoa; Chordata; Actinopteri; Salmoniformes; Salmonidae. Bases 147 to 1406 code for a protein of 419 amino acids. Gene Ontology annotation, cellular component: stress fiber; focal adhesion. Gene Ontology annotation, molecular function: filamin binding. Gene Ontology annotation, biological process: cell-cell adhesion.
UUUCUGUAGAUAGCUGUUCUUUCUGCCAGAGCUCGCCCUCUUAGUGGCGGCUUAGGAGUGACAAUAGAGGAGCGGACCUGGAGUGCCGAAACACAGAGAGGGAAAGAGAAAGAGGGAGCUCACGUCCACAUUUUUCACGCAGCAUCAUGGCGUCAGCUGCUCCACAGAAGAGGAUGGUAUCCUCCUUCUUUAUUACGCUGGCGUCCCCUUACAGAGCCACCAUCACACAGCACCAACACACACGCGCACACAGCGCCACCGCCAAUGACAUGCCACAUACAGCCACGCGGGUUGGCCCUGAGGACAGCAGCACCCGUAAACUCAGUGUCAGUGGCACACAGCAAAGCACCAUUCACAGGCAGGAGAGGGCUCUGUCUGAGUCCCAGGGCAGUACACACAAAGGGGUCCAGAGCUCCACACCUUCCCUGGCCAGACCCUCAGAACCCAGAACUCCAGCCAGCCCAGUGGCCCCUGACCUCAACCUGGGUCUGGGAGACUCACAGCAGCAGCAGACACAGACAGCAGCAGACAAGGGUCCUGAAGAGCUCCUUCCUCCACCUCCCCCUCCUCCCGUGUUUUUGGAUGCUGAGCUGACUGAGGAUUCCACACCUCUCCUGCCUCCUCCACCCAUGCAGGAGUCCCCCACUGCCCCCCUCUUCCAACAUGUGUCCUCAGACAGACCACCAGUGUCUGACCAACUGAGUACUGCAGUGGAUAGACAGCUGGAGCAAAGCACACCAUCUAGUUGGGGGGAACAGAAGGAACCGUCCCAGCGGAUCGAGGGCAGUCAAGAGGAGCAGCUAGUGACAGUAGAGACCAAGGAGGUGUGUGGCUUCUGCCGUAAGCCUGUGGCCCUGAGUGAAACUGCCAUCGAGGCUCUGAACAGGACGUACCAUGCCAGUUGCUUCCAGUGCAGACAGUGCCAUAUCCCUCUGGCUGGUAAACUGUAUUACAACAAGGCAGGAAUACCACUCUGUGAGGACUGCUACCAGGCCAGUUUGGAACUUUGCUGGGCAUGUGGGGAAGUUAUCAAAGACCACGUAAUCCGUGCACUGGAAAGAGUUUACCACCCACCUUGCUUUAUCUGUGCGACAUGCAGACAACCAAUUGGAGAGCAGAGAUUUGCUCAGGGAGAGGUUGGGGAAGUGUAUUGCCUCCAGGAUUACUACAGGAAAUACGCUCCCCAGUGUAGUGCCUGCCAGCAGCUGAUCAUUCCAAGAGAGGAUGGCACGGACAGCUACACCGUGGAGUGCCUGGGACGCUCCUUCCACGAGGACUGCUAUCGCUGUGAGGUCUGCAGUACCCAGCUCUCCCCAGAGCCAAACGACUAUGGCUGCCAUCCACUGGAUGGGAGGGUGCUGUGUAAGUCUUGUCACCUGACCAUGGUUCAGUCUGCCCAGCUCUAAUACUGAACUCAGAACCAGGGCCCGUAUUAAUAAAGCGUCUCAGAAAAGGAGUGCUGAUCUAGGAUCAGUUUGGCCUUUUAGAUUUUAAUUAAUACGCUUUUAUACAAAGGGCGGACCUGAUCUUAGAUCAGCAUUCCUACUCUGAGACACUGAAUAUGAGCCCAGGCAGGAACCAGGACGGGACUGAGCCAGACCUGAUCCAAUCGGCACAGACAUCCAACUGUGCAGUGGAUCCAAUGGAGAAGCAAGCUGAAAGUCAACAGUCCUGAUUGGAUUGUAAAGGAGAACUAUCUAUGAAACUGGGAGAGAAGACAGACCUUCUUAAUUCUGCAUCAUGGGAAUAAGUCGUUGCACUUUGAAUGUCACACACUUUCUUAAUCACAGUAUUUAGAAAUUAUUUGCAACUAUCCCUUAUGUAGCAAUACAUGUUUAUCAAUUGCCUCCUAUAGUUCUUUCAUACUUGAUACUUUUGCACUUUUUUUUAACCCACACUAGUAAACGCACCAAUAAUAUUUGCCUGGAUUCACCUGAUUGGUCCAUGUCAUGGAAGGAACAGGUAUUCUUAAGUAUUUUUUGGUAUGCAUUCUUUGAAUAUUAUGUAGUGCUCAGUGCUGCGUGUCCAUUCUCAAUAUAUCCUUUCAUAUGACAAAAUAAACUAAUAUAUUAUACA